CCUCCGUGCUGCGGUGGUCUCAGCAGGUUAUCAAGAGUACCUUCUUACAGGUUGAUGAGAUAAUGGCAGGAAAAGUGAAGUGGGUAACUGACAUAGAAAAAUCAGUUCUAAUAAACAACUUUGAAAAAAGAGGCUGGAUUCAGGUGGCAGAAAAUGAGGACUGGAAUUUUUAUUGGAUGAGUGUACAAACAAUCAGAAAUGUUUUCAGUGUGGAAACUGGUUACCGCCUUUCUGAUGACCAAAUUGUCAACCAUUUCCCCAAUCACUACGAACUGACCAGAAAAGAUUUGAUGGUAAAGAACAUCAAACGGUAUAGGAAAGAACUUGAGAAGGAAGGAAGUCCUCUUGCAGAAAAGGAUGAAAAUGGAAAAUAUAUUUAUUUGGAUUUUGUUCCAGUAACUUUUAUGCUUCCUGCUGAUUAUAAUCUCUUCGUUGAAGAAUUCAGAAAGAAUCCUUCCAGCACUUGGAUUAUGAAACCUUGUGGUAAAGCUCAGGGAAAAGGAAUAUUUCUAAUCAAUAAACUGUCUCAAAUUAAAAAAUGGUCUCGAGAUAGCAAAACAUCCUCGUUUGUAUCUCAGUCUUCCAAGGAAGCCUAUGUGAUUUCUCUCUACAUCAACAAUCCAUUACUGAUUGGGGGAAAGAAAUUUGACCUUCGUCUGUAUGUUUUGGUAUCUACGUAUCGCCCACUGAGAUGUUACAUGUAUAAACUUGGAUUUUGCCGAUUUUGCACAGUAAAAUAUACACCAAGUACGAGUGAACUGGAUAACAUGUUUGUACAUCUUACAAAUGUUGCCAUUCAGAAACAUGGGGAUGAUUACAAUCAUAUCCAUGGAGGCAAGUGGACAGUGAGUAACUUGCGCCUGUAUCUGGAAAGCACCCGUGGAAAGGAAGUUACAAACAAGUUAUUUGAUGAAAUUCACUGGAUAAUCGUGCAGUCGCUGAAGGCUGUUGCGCCUGUAAUGAAUAACGAUAAACAUUGCUUUGAGUGCUAUGGAUAUGACAUUAUCAUUGAUGACAAGCUUAAGCCGUGGCUAAUUGAGGUUAAUGCUUCCCCUUCUCUUACUUCCAGUACUGCUAAUGAUCGCAUCUUGAAGUAUAAUCUCAUUAAUGACACACUGAACAUUGCUGUGCCUAAUGGGGAAAUUCCAGACUGUAAAUGGAAUAAAUCUCCACCUAAAGAGGUUCUUGGCAAUUAUGAAGUCUUAUAUGAUGAAGAGAUGGCGCAAAGCGAUGGUUCUGAUCGUGACUUGCGAAGUCGUUCCGGGCAAUCCACUGGAACAAAAGGAAAUCGUGGGAGAGAUUCAGGAAAGCCUGUACUGACCACCUGGAAAUAAUGACUAAGCAGAACAGCUGCUGAGUUGGUAGGACAGCAUCAUGAAAAAAUGAGUUCAUGAACAGAUUUCUCUAUUUCACCAUGUUGUGUGAGGGAAACAAUCAAAGAAAACAAUACAGCCUUUGAAAAUAAGUGAAAUGAGCACUCCUAAACCUGGAUCUUUAUAAUACAUGCACUGACUUGCCAAUUAUACACAUGCAUGUAUAUAUAUUUAAAAAGUAUAAUAUAUGUAAUUAAUUUAAUACAAGAAUAUUUAAGCUUGUAGUUCUCUGAAAGCAACAAAUUCUACAUUUUUAGAAGCAUCUCUGUUCGGACGUUGGAGAAGCCAGUAAUUACUAUGAGGUUUCUUUAUAAAGAUGACGUUUAAGAAUACAUGUUCUGAUAUACAGAGCAACAAGUGUUCUGUAAUUUAUUUUCUCAAGUAGCUUAUCUCUACAUUCCUGUGAUAAAAGAGAUACAGAUAAUGGGAAAGAGUAGUAAUGGUGAGCGUCAGUAUUGUCACAAUGGUGGUUCAGCUGCUUGCUAGGAAAAAAAAUGUAACAAGGGAAAAAACAGCAGUGUAUGGAGUUGAGACUAUUGUCAAUUAAAGUGGCUAAAGAUUUAUGACCAGUCUUAGGUACUUGAAAAGUAAAUCUUUACAUGCAGGGCUUUUUGUUUGUUUGUUUGCUUUGUUUUUGUUUUUUUUUUUUGCUUGGGUUUUUUUUUGUUUGUUUUUUGUUUUGCCUUUAGAUAUUUUGGAGCUGAUAAUUCUUUAAAAGUAGAAAGUUUCAUGUAAACAAGGAAUGUUUCAGGUAGUAUGUUGAUGUAUUAUUGGGCUAGCCAUUAGUUUUUACUGCAAGGUAAUUUGUCUUUGGAAAAUCAGGCAGAACAUCUAUAACUGUAAUAAAUCUGAUUGCUUGAGAAUGGCUGUAAAUUGACUGGCUGUAAAUCUUUACUUGCACUAGAAUUUCUUCAUGUAAGUACUUCUGUGUCUUUUUGUGUAUUUUGUAUGUACUACCACAACAAUAUUGUUGCAUGCGAUAAACUAUUUCUAGCUCUGAUUUCAAAAGUUGUGAUGAUUGGAUACUGAAAUGUAUAGAGCAAAAAUAGGUAUUUUGGUCUUCUAACAGCAUAGUGUAUAAACUAACCAGCUGGGUCCAUCAGUGGCUACCUUCACUUACAUUUCCACCAGUUGUUGAGCUGUUACUUAUAAUGAUGUCUCGAUGUGCAGCUCUGAUAAUCUUUCUUCAUCAUUAUUUCUCUGUCCUCACUCCCCUUCCCCUUUAUUUUUUUUUCUUUGAUUAUGAAGUGUUAUGGAGAGAAAUACAAAAGGAGGCUUAAAGUUACAAAUAUCCAUGCACCUGUAAUAAACUCUAAUCUGGAUAUCACUAAUGCAGCAAUACUCAAUUUCUGUCUGUCACAGCAGGCUAAGUACUUUUCACCUUUCUGUGUGGCAGGGCUGUAUAAGUGCGUACAUUUUAAACUUAGCCUCUCCUGAUGCCCUUAGACAUGAUCUGGGAUUCAUCCUUGCAAAAAAGAAUGAAAUACAUGGACUGAGUUGGUUACUCCAAGUGUAAUUUUCAUCUUCAUUAAUCUUGGCUGUUUCUUUGAAAUAAAGACCAAAAUAUAGCUGAUUGUCUGGUCAUUAGACUUAAUGAAUCUUCUCACUGGCCUUUACAAAAGCAUAUUCAAUUUGGCUCGUGAAGUAAGUUAAUAUUAUUGCAUGGCAGUGAAGCUCUUCUAAAUCCCAGGUCUCAUAGCUGUUAGGUUUGGUGUGUUUUAAUUCUUUUUUAAUUCUUGAGCCUGAGUUUUGCUUCAGUACUUGAACCUCAACAGGUAGGCCACUCAUAAGUAGAUGUACAGUCAGAUAUUAUGUGUUGUGUUAAUGACGGGAUACUUAGACAGACAUUUCCUGCUUUUGCCCAAAUUGGCUGUUACUACAAAGUAUGUAACAAGUUGACAACCUUAGGAAAUAAUAGGCUGUAAUAUUCUGUAGUAUGGUUGU
Messenger RNA from Lagopus leucura (white-tailed ptarmigan), 3317 nucleotides. RefSeq names its product tubulin tyrosine ligase like 1 (gene TTLL1). Gene Ontology annotation, molecular function: tubulin binding; tubulin-glutamic acid ligase activity. Gene Ontology annotation, biological process: protein polyglutamylation; microtubule cytoskeleton organization. The transcript has 10 exons. The record is from RefSeq and is a predicted model, not a curated record. NCBI's taxonomy places the organism in Eukaryota, Metazoa, Chordata, Aves, Galliformes, Phasianidae. Gene Ontology annotation, cellular component: cilium. Bases 63 to 1334 code for a protein of 423 amino acids.